This is a messenger RNA of Budorcas taxicolor (takin), 710 nucleotides long. RefSeq names its product neuronal vesicle trafficking associated 2 (gene NSG2). The record is from RefSeq and is a predicted model, not a curated record. Bases 195 to 710 code for a protein of 171 amino acids. Gene Ontology annotation, biological process: endosomal transport; clathrin coat assembly; G protein-coupled dopamine receptor signaling pathway. The transcript has 6 exons. Gene Ontology annotation, cellular component: endosome; membrane. Gene Ontology annotation, molecular function: clathrin light chain binding. Lineage: Eukaryota; Metazoa; Chordata; Mammalia; Artiodactyla; Bovidae.
AUGGCCUCCUCCAGGGGGUUUUUCCAACCCAGGGAUCAAACCCAGGCCUCCCGCAUUGCAAGCGGAUUCUUUAUCACCAGCACCACAAGCUCCGGCUGAGGAGGCAGGACUCCCGGCUGUCCUCCUCUUCAAACUGGUUUGAAUCUGCUCUGACCCCGGAGAGUGCUGCACAGUCUGGGAAGAAAGGCAUCAGAAUGGUGAAGCUGAACAGUAACCCCAGUGAGAAGGGAGCCAAACCACCUUCGGUUGAGGACGGCUUCCAGACCGUCCCUCUCAUCACGCCCCUGGAGGUUAAUCACUUACAGCUGCCUGCUCCGGAAAAGGUGAUUGUGAAGACAAGAACAGAAUAUCAGCCUGAACAGAAGAACAAAGGGAAGUUCCGGGUGCCGAAAAUCGCCGAAUUUACGGUCACCAUCCUCGUCAGCCUGGCCCUAGCUUUCCUCGCCUGCAUCGUGUUCCUGGUGGUUUACAAAGCCUUCACUUAUGACCACAGCUGCCCAGAGGGAUUUGUCUACAAGCACAAGCGCUGUAUCCCGGCCUCCCUGGAUGCUUACUACUCAUCCCAGGACCCCAGCUCCAGAAGCCGCUUCUACACUGUCAUCAGCCACUACAGCGUGGCCAAGCAGAGCACCGCCCGGGCCAUCGGGCCGUGGCUGUCUGCGGCUGCCGUCAUCCACGAACCCAAGCCUCCCAAGACCCAGGGCCACUAG